Messenger RNA from Conger conger (European conger), 1350 nucleotides. RefSeq names its product E3 ubiquitin-protein ligase TRIM35-like. The transcript is spliced from 5 exons. The record is from RefSeq and is a predicted model, not a curated record. Gene Ontology annotation, biological process: protein ubiquitination. Gene Ontology annotation, molecular function: zinc ion binding; protein binding; ubiquitin-protein transferase activity. NCBI's taxonomy places the organism in Eukaryota, Metazoa, Chordata, Actinopteri, Anguilliformes, Congridae. The coding region runs from base 1 to 1350 and encodes 449 amino acids.
AUGGCGUCUGGAUCUCCUUCUCUCCUGGAAGAGGAGCUCACCUGUCCUGUGUGCUCUGAAAUCUUCAGGGAUCCUGUUGUCCUGAGUUGCAGUCACAGCUUCUGUAAGGCCUGUCUGCAGCAGUACUGGGAUCAGAAGGGAUCUCUGGAGUGCCCAGUUUGCAGGAGAAGAUCUUCGAAGGAAAAUCCUCUCACAAACCUGUCUCUGAGGAAUAUCUGUGAGACGUUCUUAAAGGAGAGAAGUCAGAGAGCUGAAGCAGGAUCUGAAGUGUUCUGCAGUCUGCACAGUGAGAAACUCAAAGUCUUCUGUUUGGAUGAUCAAAUACCCAUCUGUGCUAUCUGUCAAAUUUCCAAAAAACAUGAAAACCACAAAAUGCGACCAGUUCAGGAGGCUGCAGAAGAGUAUAAGGAGAAACUCAGGACUGCACUGGCUCCACUGCAGGAGAAGCUAGAAGCCUUUAAUGCAGUGAAGCUAAUCUGUGAUCAAACAGCAGAGCACAUCAAGAGCCAGGCCCAGCACACAGAGAGACAGAUAAAGAUGGAGUUUGAGAAACUUCAGCAGUUCCUAAAAGAUGAAGAGGCAACCAGGAUCACUGCACUGAGGGAGGAAGAAGAGCAGAAGAGUUGCAUGAUGAAGGAGAAGAUUGAAAAGAUGACAGAAGAGAUAUCAUCCCUUUCAGAACAGAUCAGAGCCUUAGAACAGGAGCUGGGAGCUGAAGACGUCUCAUUCGAGAAGGUCUCAGGAGCGUUGAUUGAUGUGGCCAAGCACCUGGGCAAUCUGAACUACAGAGUGUGGGAGAAGAUGCUGGGGACUGUUCAAUACACUCCUGUGACUCUGGACCCAAACACAGCAGAUCCCAAACUCUCACUGUCUGAGGAUCUGACCAGUGUGAGACGCAGUGGUGAGAGACAGCAGGUUCCUGAUCAUCCUGAGAGAUUUGAUUGGGGGUGGUGGGUGCUGGGCUCUGAGGGAUUCAGCUCAGGGAGACACUGCUGGGAUGUAGAAGUGGGGUGUGUGGCCUGGCGGGUGGGUGUGGUUAAAGAGUCCAUCAGCAGGAAAGGGGGUGGGUAUGUGAGCCCAGCAGCAGGAGUGUGGAGUAUAGAGCUGUGCGAUGGGAAAUACAGAGCCCUGACCUCCCCACUCACACACCUCACUGUGCAGAGGAACCUCCAGAGGGUCAGAGUGCAGCUGGACUGGGACAGGGGGGAGGUGUCAUUCUCUGACCCCAGUGACAACACUCCUCUCUACACUUUUAAACACUCCUUCACUGAGAGACUGUUUCCAGUCUUUGGUACUCUGGGGACUGUGCGGAUCUGCCCACUGAAGGUGUCUGUAAGUGUAAAAUCAUAA